Messenger RNA from Zea mays, 4027 nucleotides. RefSeq names its product LRR receptor-like serine/threonine-protein kinase FLS2. The transcript is spliced from 2 exons. Gene Ontology annotation, biological process: protein phosphorylation. Bases 79 to 3651 code for a protein of 1190 amino acids. The record is from RefSeq and is a predicted model, not a curated record. Gene Ontology annotation, molecular function: protein kinase activity; protein binding; ATP binding. NCBI's taxonomy places the organism in Eukaryota, Viridiplantae, Streptophyta, Magnoliopsida, Poales, Poaceae.
UGUCAAUCGCCAGAGUCCACAUUCGAACACAACACACAUGGUGCCUUGGAGAUAGAAGAAAAAAAAAUUGCAAGUGGAAUGGCAUCCUGGAAGAACACUUGCUCUUACUCUUACACUCCAGUGUCAAAUGCCGUUGCGAUGCUAGCUCUAGCGUUGCUGGUCCUGGCGGCGCCGGCGGCGUCCGCAGUCCCCGACGCGUCCGCGUCCGUGCACCUCGAGGCGCUGCUGGCGUUCAAGAAGGCCGUCACCGCCGACCCCAACGGCACGCUGACCAGCUGGACGGUGGGGUCCGGCGGCGGCGGCGGCGGCGGCCGCUACCCACAGCACUGCAACUGGACCGGCGUGGCCUGCGACGGCGCCGGCCACGUCACGUCCAUCGAGCUGGUGGACACCGGGCUCCGGGGCACGCUGACGCCGUUCCUGGGCAACAUAUCGACGCUCCAGCUGCUGGACCUCACGUCGAACCGCUUCGGCGGCGGCAUCCCGCCGCAGCUCGGGCGCCUCGACGGGCUCGAGGGGCUCGUCCUCGGCGCCAACAACCUCACCGGCGCCAUCCCUCCGGAGCUCGGCGGCCUCGGGAGCCUCCAGUUGCUGGACCUCAGCAACAACACGCUCCGCGGAGGCAUCCCGCGCCGCCUCUGCAACUGCUCGGCGAUGGCAGGGUUGAGCGUCUUCAACAACGACCUCACCGGCGCAGUCCCCGACUGCAUCGGUGACCUGACCAACCUCAACGAGCUGGUACUCUCGCUCAACAGUCUCGACGGCGAGCUGCCGCCGUCCUUCGCGAGGCUCACGCGGCUCGAGACGUUGGACCUCAGCGGCAACCAGUUCUCCGGCCCGAUCCCGCCGGGGAUCGGCAACUUCUCGCGUCUCAAUAUCGUCCACAUGUUCGAGAACCGGUUCUCCGGCGCCAUCCCGCCGGAGAUUGGCCGCUGCAAGAACCUGACCACGCUCAACGUGUACAGCAACCGCCUCACCGGCGCGAUUCCAAGCGAGCUCGGGGAGCUCGCCAGCCUCAAGGUGCUGCUCCUGUACGGCAACGCGCUCUCGUCGGAGAUUCCCCGCUCGCUCGGCCGGUGCGCGUCGCUGGUUUCGCUCCAGCUGUCCAUGAACCAGCUCACCGGGUCCAUCCCGGCCGAGCUCGGAGAGCUACGGUCGCUUCGGAAACUGAUGCUCCACGCCAACAGGCUCACCGGAGAGGUGCCGGCGUCGCUGAUGGAUCUCGUCAACCUGACAUACCUGAGUUUCAGCUACAACUCUCUCUCCGGACCUCUUCCGGCGAACAUUGGAUCGCUCCAGAAUCUUCAAGUGCUCGUCAUUCAGAACAACUCGCUCUCCGGCCCCAUUCCGGCGAGCAUUGCCAACUGCACUUCGCUGUACAACGCGAGCAUGGGGUUCAACGAGUUCUCCGGGCCUUUGCCUGCCGGCCUUGGUCAGCUACAGAACCUACACUUCCUGUCCUUGGCGGACAACGACAAGCUGUCCGGCGACAUACCAGAGGACCUUUUCGACUGCAGCAACCUCAGGACGUUAACCCUGGCCGGGAACAGCUUCACCGGCAGCUUGAGCCCUCGCGUCGGCAGGCUCAGCGAGCUCAGCUUGCUGCAGUUGCAGGGUAACGCUCUGUCCGGGGCGAUACCGGAGGAGAUGGGCAACCUGACGAAGCUCAUCGCCCUGCAGCUCGGGGGAAACGGGUUUGUCGGGCGCGUCCCGAAGAGCAUCUCCAACUUGUCGUCCCUGCAGAAGCUCACGCUGCAGCAGAACCGCCUAGACGGCGCCCUGCCCGACGAGAUCUUCGGCCUGCGGCAGCUCACUGUCCUCAGCGUCGCGUCGAACAGGUUCGUAGGCCCGAUCCCCGACGCCGUGUCCAACCUGCGGUCCCUCUCCUUCCUCGACAUGUCGAACAAUGCGCUGAACGGCACGGUACCUGCCGCGGUGGGAAGCCUCGACCAUCUCCUCACGCUGGACCUCUCCCACAACCGCCUCGCCGGCGCCAUCCCCAGCGCGCUGAUCGCGAAACUGAGCGCCCUGCAGAUGUACCUCAACCUGUCGAACAACGGGUUCACGGGCCCGAUACCGACCGAGAUCGGCGCCCUCACGAUGGUCCAGUCCAUCGAUCUGUCCAACAACCGCUUAUCCGGUGGUGUCCCGUCGACGCUGGCAGGGUGCAAGAACCUCUACUCGCUCGACCUCUCUGCCAACAAUCUCACCGGCGCCCUGCCUGCCGGCCUCUUCCCUCACCUCGACGUCCUCACAAGCCUGAACAUCUCCGGCAACGAGCUAGACGGCGACAUCCCUUCAAACAUCGGCGCACUGAAGAACAUACAGACGCUGGACGCGUCACGGAACGCGUUCACGGGGGCCCUACCGUCGGCACUGGCGAACCUGACCAGUUUGAGGUCGCUGAACCUCUCCUGGAACCAAUUUGAGGGUCCCGUGCCGGACUCCGGCGUGUUCUCGAACCUGAGCAUGUCGAGCCUGCAGGGCAAUGCUGGCCUCUGCGGCUGGAAGCUUCUCGCUCCCUGCCGCCACGGCGGAAAGAAGGGGUUCUCGAGGACAGGGCUCGCGGUCCUAGUGGUGCUGCUGGUGCUGGCCGUGCUGUUACUACUGGUGCUUGUGACGAUCCUCUUUCUCGGAUACCGGAGGUACAAGAAGAAGGGAGGCUCUACCGGUGCAAACAGUUUCGCGGAGGACUUCGUCGUGCCGGAGCUGAGGAAGUUCACUUGCAGCGAGUUGGAUGCCGCCACCAGUUCAUUCGACGAAGGCAACGUCAUCGGUAGCAGCAACCUGAGCACGGUCUACAAGGGCGUGCUCGUGGAGCCCGACGGCAAGGUGGUCGCCGUGAAGCGGCUCAACCUAGCGCAGUUCCCGGCCAAGUCCGACAAGUGCUUCCUCACCGAGCUUGCGACUCUGAGCCGCCUGAGGCACAAGAACCUGGCGCGCGUAGUCGGGUACGCGUGCGAGCCCGGCAAGAUCAAGGCUGUGGUCCUCGAGUUCAUGGACAACGGCGACCUCGACGGCGCGAUACACGGCCCGGGGAGGGACGCGCAGCGGUGGACGGUCCCGGAGCGGCUGCGCGCGUGCGUCUCGGUGGCGCACGGACUGGCGUACCUGCACACCGGGUACGACUUUCCCAUCGUGCACUGCGACGUCAAGCCGUCGAACGUUCUCCUCGACAGCGACUGGGAGGCGCGCGUCAGCGACUUCGGCACUGCGAGGAUGCUGGGCGUCCAUCUGACGGACGCCGCCGCGCAGUCGGCGACGUCGUCGGCGUUCAGGGGCACCAUCGGGUACAUGGCGCCAGAAUUCGCGUACAUGAGGACGGUCUCGGCGAAGGUGGACGUGUUCAGCUUCGGCGUCUUGAUGAUGGAACUGUUCACCAAGCGACGCCCGACCGGGAUGAUCGAGGAGGAGGGCGUGCCACUGACACUGCAGCAGUAUGUGGACAACGCGAUCUCGAGGGGCCUCGACGGGGUGCUCGACGUCCUGGACCCCGACCUGAAGGUGGUCACCGAGGGCGACCUGUCCACGGUGGCGGACGUGCUGAGCCUGGCCCUGUCGUGCGCCGCGUCCGAUCCGGCGGACCGGCCUGACAUGGACAGCGUGCUUUCAGCCUUGCUGAAGAUGAGCAAGGUCUGUGGAAGAGACUAGAUGCCUGCUGCAAAAACGCGAACUGAAAUUCGUGCUGCAAGAUCUGUUCAAGCAAAGGGAGAACCCUGCUUCUGAUGAGUACCACCCGGACGCCGGACGGGACGCCAAAGUGUCAUAGAUUCGGGCUGCUCCUGUUUGCACGUGUAAUGAGUUCAAUCUGUUCAGAGCCAGCAUGGAGCUAGAUUCCAGGCUAUAGUGACUUUUAUGUGCCCUAUGAAUGGUUCGCUGAAACCAGUCUAGCCCAUGCUGCCUGACGGAAUGGGCCUGAAGUGGUAGUACUGUAGGCCUUUUGACUGUUGAUUUUCUUUGCCGCAACAUACCUGCAUACGCAGAAGAAUGGAAGCUGAAAGAUUUGGCCAAGUUGUGGGGGAGGAUA